GGCAUGAAGAAGAGCUUAUGUGAUGGAGUGGCCUCAGAGACAACGCAAAAAAGACAGGAACAUUUUCAAGGGUCGUGGAUGUAAACAACGGUAUCGGAUAGUGCUGGGAUCCAUGCACAGCCUCAAUAUCCAUAAGAUGCGGUAUAUUUUGAAGUCACUUGCGCUUAUAGUUAUAAUUUUAAUCUUCGGUUACAUUUUUGUGACGUCGGUUUCCGAAGACUCGAUUGUUGGCGGCCAUUUAAACUACUUCAGACCUGUGUCAUACAUUCCCAUGGAUCCACCUUAUCCACACAUGGAAUCAAAUACGAAACAGACAAAACAGACUAAUGACCAAUCAGGUCAAAGUUCCAAAACCAACUUGACAUAUCCGUCCAAAAGCAUCGUUUGCCCUCCUAUCCCGCCUUCAUUAGUGGGUAAACUGAAGGUCAACGAAGUUGUUCACAAAAUGGACUCCAUUGAAGCUUCAGUGGGGUCGGAAAUGUCAAUAGGGGGCAAGUAUUCUCCCCGUGAAUGCAUGGCCCGUCAUAAAGUUGCGAUAGUGUUGCCAUAUCGCAAUCGGAAAGCUCAAUUGGCCCUUUUCUUGGAACACAUGCAUCCAAUACUGAAACGACAGCAACUGGAUUACGGCAUUUAUGUAGUGAACCAAGCGGAUUCGAAUGAGUUCAACCGUGCCAUGCUGUUCAAUGUGGGCUUUGUUGAGGCUCUGAAAGAGGCCAAUUGGGAUUGCUUCAUCUUUCACGAUGUGGAUCUUUUACCAGAGGACGACAGAAAUCUCUAUACAUGUCCCGACACUCCUCGGCACAUGUCAGUAGCUGUGAACACCUUGAAGUAUAAACUACCAUAUGCCGGCAUUUUUGGUGGAGUAGUAGCCCUAACGAAGUCCCACAUUUUGACACUAAACGGGUUUUCCAACCAGUUCUGGGGUUGGGGAGGCGAGGACGAUGACAUGGCAAAUCGAGUUGCUCAUUACAAAAUGACCGUAUCUAGAUACAAGCCCGCAAUCGCCAGGUACACGAUGGCCAAGCAUAAAAAAGAGAAACCAAGUGAGCAACGAUUGAAGGUUCUCAAGGACGGCCAUAAGUAUUUCAACACUGAUGGGCUCAACAAUCUUCAAUACGAUUUGGUGUCCAAAAAGCAGUUUCUCUUGUACACAAGUAUCUCUGUGGCGCUCAAACAUGUCCAGCCAUU
Messenger RNA from Tigriopus californicus, 1188 nucleotides. RefSeq names its product beta-1,4-galactosyltransferase 4-like. Gene Ontology annotation, molecular function: N-acetyl-beta-glucosaminyl-derivative 4-beta-N-acetylgalactosaminyltransferase activity. The record is from RefSeq and is a predicted model, not a curated record. Gene Ontology annotation, biological process: carbohydrate metabolic process; glycosphingolipid biosynthetic process. NCBI's taxonomy places the organism in Eukaryota, Metazoa, Arthropoda, Copepoda, Harpacticoida, Harpacticidae.